GCCGCCGCCGCCGCCGCCGCCGCCGCCGCCGCCGCCCCGCGCGGAGCCUUGCGGGCGGGCCGGGCUGCUGUCCGAGGCUUGGGACCGGCUGGGGCAGGCGGGUCCCGCCGGCCCCUGUCACCUGCCCGCGGCAUCUUCUCUGUCCUGAUGGGGCUCCGGCCUGAGCAGCUGCGCCGCGCCCGCGUUUCCUCUGCGGAAGGAGCUCGUUUUUAGGAGUGAGGAUAAACAGCGGUGCUGCCGGGGUCACCGGGGGUUCACAGCGCUUUGUUUGCUCGCGCUGGAAGGUGAAGAGGAGAAACCCGGUGCUUUCCUGGCUCAUCUUCGGGGGAGGAACCCGGCGCCGGGCAGCCGCGGGGAGGCGUCGCAUGGGGUCUGCGCCCUGCCCCGCUCCCCCGCGCCCUGCUGAGUGCGGUGCCCCGCUGUGGCUCUGCUGAAAUGCUGGGGAUGAUAGUUUACCUCCGUUCGGCCGGUAACUGGUGAUGCGGAUUGCUGAGUCCAAACCAUGAAUUACGUUGGACAGUUAGCAGGGCAAGUGUUUGUAACUGUGAAGGAGCUCUAUAAAGGACUAAACCCUGCCACGUUGUCAGGCUGUAUAGAUAUAAUUGUUGUACGUCAGCCAGAUGGAAAUCUUCAGUGUUCUCCUUUCCACGUACGUUUUGGGAAAAUGGGAGUUCUGCGUUCUAGGGAGAAAGUGGUUGACAUAGAAAUUAAUGGAGAAGCUGUAGAUUUGCACAUGAAGCUAGGAGACAAUGGAGAGGCCUUUUUUGUACAGGAGAUGGAUAAUGAUCAGGAGGUAAUUCCUUCUCAUCUCUCUACAUCCCCCAUUCUGUCUGAGGGAACUGCUUUAAUGGAAACUCAGCUGAAGAGGAACUCGAUGGACAGGAUAAGAAACCUGGACUCUAGUGUAUCCUCACAAGUACCGCCCCAAGCCCAUGGAUCCCAGCCUGCUAUUGAAUCCUCUGUGGCCUGUAGCUCUGUGAAAAAAAGGAGGAAAAAGAGGAGGAAAUCUACCCAUAAAAUAGAGAGCUUAAAACGAGAAGACAAUGGAGACACAUCAGAAGAUGAAGAUAUGUUUCCUAUAGAGAUUAGUUCAGAAGAAGAAAAAGAACCAUUGGACAAUUCAAGGAUCCCUGUUCCAGAAGUAUGUAUCAAUGAAGUAUCUGAGAUAAAGACUCCUGCAGUUGCUACGUUUUCUCAGUCUGCAUCUUACCCUCAUUCAGAUGGAGAAUGGUCACCUCUUCAAAGCCCGUCAGGUUCACGCCCUCCUACUCCUAAAAGUGAUUCAGAAUUAGUCAGUAAACCUAUGGACAGGGGAGGACUGAAGAGUAAUCCACAGAUGCACUGGGCUUGGGGAGAGCUACCCCAGGCAGCAAAGGCCACUUCUCUGCUCAAAGCAAAGGAACCCAGUGUGGUAGAUGUAAAUCCUUCUGAAAGCACUCAUUUUCGGGUCAUCCAGAGUGCACCUAUAGAGGAGUUUAACACUGUGUCUCCUCUACCUGCCCUUGGACAAGCAGAUGCAGCAGCUGCUGGUGAAAGUGAGCCCUUGCCAGCUGAGACAAAUAAGCCAGAGAUGGAGUCUGCAGUAGCAGCUGUACCACCGUUGCCUGCCAAUGAAGAAAUAAAACAAGCUGCAGCUUGCUCAGCCCAACCAGUUGGCAAGACAGAUUCCCCUUCCAGAAGGAAAGACAAACGAAGCCGGCAUCUUGGUGCUGAUGGCGUCUAUUUAGAUGACCUCACUGACAUGGAUCCAGAAGUUGCUGCACUUUAUUUCCCCAAAAAUGGGGAUAAUGUCCAAAGUAAGAAUACAAAUGACAAUGGGCCACGGUCAGCCAGUCAUUCUCCUCAGUCCUUUGGGAGCUCAGGUGUUGACAGUGGUGUCGAAAGCAUCUCGGAUGGAAUUAGAGAUUUGCCCUCCAUUGCCGUUUCUCUCUGUGGAGGUCUUACUGACAACAAAGAAGUAACCAAAGAGGAGUUCUUAGAACAUGCAGUAACAUAUCAGCAGUUUGUGGACAAUCCUGCUAUCAUCGAUGACCCUAACCUUGUGGUUAAAAUUGGAAAUAAAUACUACAACUGGACAACAGCUGGUCCCCUUCUACUGGCGAUGCAGGCAUUCCAGAAACCUUUGCCAAAGGCCACUGUGGAAUCUAUAAUGAGAGAUAAGAUGCCCAAAAAAGGUGGAAGAUGGUGGUUUUCAUGGCGAGGGAGAAACAGCACUAUUAAAGAGGAAACAAAGCCAGAGCAAGGUAUGAGUGCAAGUGGACUAACGGAAGACUCUUCGCAGAUGAUGGCAAACAGAAUAAAAGAUGAAUCUUCGUCAAGUGAUGAAGACCCUAGAGCUGCCAAACAAAACCUUGGGUCAUUACAAACCAACUCCAGUCAUCUUUCAUUAUUGUCUGGAAUCAGUUACAAAAAAACCCUUCGACUCACUUCUGACCAGCUUAAAAACUUAAAGCUCAAGAAUGGCCCCAAUGAUGUGACCUUUAGCGUUACAACACAGUAUCAAGGCACUUGCCGCUGCGAGGGCACCAUUUACUUGUGGAAUUGGGAUGAUAAAGUUAUUAUUUCUGACAUUGAUGGAACAAUCACACGGUCAGAUACUUUAGGCCAUAUUCUGCCUACUCUUGGCAAAGACUGGACACACCAAGGGAUUGCAAAGUUGUAUCACAAAGUGAGCCAAAAUGGAUAUAAAUUUUUGUACUGUUCAGCACGUGCUAUUGGAAUGGCAGACAUGACCAGAGGGUACUUGCACUGGGUCAAUGAGCGAGGAACCGUGCUGCCUCAAGGGCCAGUGUUACUGAGUCCAAGCAGCCUAUUCUCAGCUUUUCACAGGGAGGUGAUAGAAAAGAAGCCAGAAAAAUUUAAAGUUCAGUGUUUGACGGACAUCAAAAAUUUGUUUUACCCUAACACUGAACCCUUUUAUGCUGCUUUUGGAAACAGACCUGCUGAUGUUUAUUCAUACAAACAGGUGGGAGUUUCUUUAAACAGAAUAUUUACAGUUAACCCCAAAGGAGAACUUAUACAGGAGCAUGCAAAGACAAACAUCUCAUCCUAUGUCAGACUAUGUGAAGUGGUUGAUCACAUUUUCCCUUUGCUGAAAAGAAGCCAUUCUUCAGACUUCCCUUGUUCUGAUACCUUCAGUCAGUUUACCUACUGGAGAGAACCUCUACCACCCUUUGAAACUCAGGAUGUACAUCCAGUCUCAUCUUAAUUGCAUCUCCAAAUUUUUGGCUUCAGUUCAAAGAAUGAAUUGAAUUGUACUGAAAGUAGUUCACUUGACUUUGCAGUUGACAGUUCAGCUGGAAUCUGUGAUGUUGUGAGCAUUGUAUUCAUUUGCUGUGAGCAAACUUAGAAAUGCUUUUUCAUACUAAAAGUCACAUUUCCAGAUGAGUGGAUUCCAAGGGUGAGUGUUACUAGGAAUGGGAGUUUCAUUCCUAGCUGUUCACCUAAUUGCCCAAGUUGUGCUCUACAGUUUCAUUACUAAGGUCAAAUACAAGUGUAGUGAUGUUGGAGUUGCAGUUAAACAUGCCGUAAGGAUUAGUCGUAAAGUGAUUCUGUGUCUUUUCUGCAUCAGAAUUCUUCCUUCAUCUCAUUAGAACCCUCUGCGAGCAAGGGAGCUGAAGGCACUCACCAUUCCUGACAUCAUUUUGCAACAUGGGCAGGGGUUGCAGUGCAUGUAAAGUCCAAAUUCCUUUCUCUGAAAGAUCAUAUGAUUCUUCCUUUUCCCCCCUCUCACUUGACCAACAGAUGUUUUUGUAAGGGUUAGUUACUGGUCAGAUCCUCAACCGCUGUAAAUCAGCGUAGCCAUCAAAGCCAACGGAGCUGUUUUGAUUUAUUCCAGCCUGUUAUUUUGACAUGGUAACAUUUUUCUGAGGAAAGAAAUAAUGAGCAAUCUAAAUGGAAAGCAAAUGAAGUAAGAUGGCCAGGUUCUGCCACUAUCACUCUAUUCAAUAAGUACCACGCUUCAACAGGAGCUAGGUGUGAAAGUGGAAGAUUCAGGCCAAUGUGUAAAGUGCCCACUAGAGUCAAUGGUUUGACUCCAGUGCUUUCCAGUAAAGUCACACACUGAAUUUGCCAAAUUUGAAAAACCAUUGAUGAGCCAAGAGCAUUGAGGGUUUUGCCAAUGGAGCAGUUUUAUUUGAAACAUUAUUUUUGGCUAAAAUGUGAACUUUGAUGCUGGUGAAUGAUGCAUCUCAGGCUUUUACCAUAUGGGAUUUUUCAGUUUUGUAUUGUAAAGAAUGGAUGUUUUUAGUGUAAUUUACCAUCUUCUGAGAUAAUGAAAUCCUAUCACCUUCAGUCCCAUCCCUGUAAGUUUUUCCCCUUCAUUCAGACACAAGCUGUAGAUACUGUUUUUGCUACCUGCAUUUGACUGCCUUAAGAUUUAACUGUGUGUGUUAAAAGCAAUAAUGCAGAUCAGUUGAUAAUGUUUUCCAAAUGGUCUGCCUUUAUGCAAGGUGGUACUUUAAUGAAAAAUGUAGACAUCAAGUGACCGUAUGCCAAAUGUUCCUCAAAUGUGCUUGUAGCUACAAAAGUGACUUUUUUCCUUUUAAAAAAUAUUUAAAAGUCUAAUUGUUCUCUGAAAGACUGAAAAUGGCAUCAUGGGAUUCCAUGUAUAUUGUAUUUCCAUACGGUUAAAACAGUGGUUCCCAGGCUGUGGUCUCUGCCUGCUUGUGAUCUGUGAGGCUAUGGUACAUGUUUCACAGCUGCUUUGUAGUGUUUUCAGUUAAGAGUUUAAUAAUAGGAAGGCAGAGUGGUCCAGGAGAAACUUUAAGAUGUGAUUGUGGUCUGUUAGCACCAAAAGAUUUGGGAACAGUUGCUCUGUAUCCCACUUGCUCCAUAUCAAUGAAUUCUGGUUUUGCAAGCCAAAAGAGUGAUAGCAAUGAAAGUAGGAUGGCAAUUCUGAAACAGAGAUUUUUCUAAUUUGUAGUGCUGCAGGUUGUAUCUGGGAUGUCAGGGGGCCAAUUUAUGAUUUCCCUGUGCCUUCAGUAGUAAUUAAUAUAAGUGCAAUCCUUUAUACAGCUGCAGUGUGCAAUGGCGAGCCCAGCCCCAAGUCUUCCUUUUCAAGUGAAUUUUACCAGUUUGUGUGAGGUCCGUGCCCACUUUGGAAAAGUCAGAAUUAGUAGACAAACAAAGAGGAAGAAAUGUGUGUUUAACAACCCAAGCUGAUUAUAUUGUCUUGAAAGUUUAAAGAAAAUGCAAAAAUCAUUUUACUUACAGACUGAAGACAUUUAGGAUGAAUUUUCUGAAAAACAAUCAGUGGGAAUCUCAGGUUGCCUAACUGAGUGGGCUGUAUCUCUAAAUACAGCCACACUUCUUUUGUAGGAUUUUAUUAAUACUUGUCAUUAAUGAUUGAAUUGAAUAAUGAAUGAAUGAAUGAACACACUAACUGCAUCCUAUCUUAAUCUAUUUAUGGUAAAGGCCUGUUUCAAUCCAUUCAUUUUGCAAAACAAAUAAAAUCCAAACCAACCCUUCUCCCCAGCCAUUUGAUAAGAGACUGCCAGCUUUGUUAUCCUUCAUAUUAGAUAAGAUUUGUUUUCCUAAGUUACUGCACACUGCAGCUUCCAUCAGAAGGGGUCUCUGAAAGUUCUCCAGGACUUAAGCCUGUGAUGUAUUUAUUUAUGACUUAAUAAAUAGCAAAUCUAGGAUUUGUUGUUGCCAUUAGUAUUUCAGACCAAAUGGUAGUGUAGAUGAGUGGUCAUUUUAAUUCUUUCCAAUUUUUAAGUCUAGUGCAGCACUGGUAUAGGUUACCCAGAGAUGCUGUGAAAUAUCCAUUGUGGAGUUUUUCAAGACUUGGCUAAACGAAGCCAUGUCUCACUUGAUCUAGAGUUGGUGAUUGUCAGCUUCAAGCAUGAAGUUGGACUAGAUGACCUCCAGGGGUCCCUUCUGACCAACAUUUCUAUGAUUCUGUGAAAUUGAACGCCUUACUUCUGACAUGCUAUAUAUCCCUUUGUAUCUGAAGGUUUAAAUAUAGUUAUAUAAACACAUAGUUGUUAAUAUUUAUCAAAUUUGCUCACAAGAAAGACAGGUAUGCAAAUCAAAGUUUUGACUUGACCUGCUAGAAACAUUGCUUCAUUGUAAGUGUACUUUCUAAAAAGAGAAUAAGACAUUUUGAUUUGGUGGCUGAGCCUUUUUAUGCAGUAUGUUUAGAUUGCUUUGUUAACUUGUAAAGAACAAAAAUGCAAUGGUUUAACAAAUUCCUACUCUUUCUGUGAAAGAAAAAACUAAACUUUGCUUUCAACGUAUGCUGGUUUCUGUUACAGAAAGAAUAUUUGGCUAACGUAGUAUAAAUAUGCAGACACGUUAAAUAACUGUAUAUUCUACUUAUACAAUACACAAAUUAGAAUAUACAGCACUGAGGAGUGACUAAUGUUUAUUUCCAUGAAUCUGAUGACCAUACCACUCCAGCUGUGUCAUGUGAAGGACAGAAUACCAUACUCGUUGCGUUAGUUAUGUUAAAGAUAAGAUGUUGUUGCUAUAAUUUUGAGAGGGGAGGGAACGAGGGUAUUUUUAUGUGUAGAUAUGGAUUAUUAUUUCAAAGUCUAUUUAUAUGCAGUAUUUACCCUGUAAAUGUAUGUGCUAUUGCCAUGUUGAAAAUCAUUUUAACACCUCAUUUUGAUCUGCUGAAUACAGCGAGGAUAGAAAUAUAUAUUGUAAUAAAGGCAAACAGAUUAAAAAAUAA
Molecule: messenger RNA, 6676 nt
Organism: Dromaius novaehollandiae (emu)
Lineage: Eukaryota; Metazoa; Chordata; Aves; Casuariiformes; Dromaiidae
Gene: LPIN1
Product: lipin 1
Exons: 20
Coding region: 503-3208 (901 amino acids)
Biological process (GO): triglyceride biosynthetic process; fatty acid catabolic process; positive regulation of transcription by RNA polymerase II
Cellular component (GO): mitochondrial outer membrane; nucleus
Molecular function (GO): transcription coactivator activity; phosphatidate phosphatase activity
Source: RefSeq, a predicted model, not a curated record